Acanthocheilonema viteae is the source of this 3633-nucleotide messenger RNA. Lineage: Eukaryota; Metazoa; Nematoda; Chromadorea; Rhabditida; Onchocercidae. The record is from the annotation of a GenBank genome assembly.
AUGGGUAAACUGGAAAGUUGUAUUGUUGGUGCAACGGUUGGUACAAGUCAUAUCAUACCAUCUAAUACUUUCGAUAAUCUUAAUCAUUCCAUUAUGUAUAAGCGAUCACGCGGUUUUCCGUUACCUAUAACACCGAGUGACUCGUACACAUCCAGUAUGCAAGCUAUUGGCACUAAAAAUUCCAAAAUUGAAACUGUUUCUUGGACAACAGUGCCACGAGGAUGGGAUGUUUUUCGUUUAUUGCCACUGCCACCAGAUAAUCUAAAUCGAGAAAGUCCUACUAAUCAAGUGGAAGUGUUGCCAGCACAUGUCAUAAAGUGGGUUUGGGCAGUUUAUAUUUCGUUAUGCAUUCCGGAAUUGCAAUGCUUCAUUGGUUCCAUUCAUCGAGCCUUCUUUCGGAAUGUCAAAAAACCAACGUUUAUACAAUUUCUUGCUGUUUUUGUUGUGGAAACUUUAAAUGCUAUUGGUGUUGGUAUAUUAGUAUUUAAAAUAUUGCCUAAUUUGGAUGCCAUUACCGGUGCAAUGCUCACUAAUUUUGCAUGUUUCGUGCCAACUAUUUUAUUAUUAUUAAAUCGUCGACCAAAUCGUUUAGCCAUAUUACUUAUGGCCGCUGAUUUUCUUUGUAUAAUUGUACAAAUUGUCGCACUGUGGGCGUUAUCGGAUUUAAAUGCAACACUUCAAAAAUUCAAAUUUGUUUUACCACUAUGUUUGAUAUUAAUAUCACUUAGUUGGUGGCAAAAUUUUGUACAUGUUGAAAGUGCCUUAGCACCAAUUCGAAUACUUGCACGAUUUGCUGCAGCAUUAAAUGAACGACGAUCAAAAACUUACGUUUUAAUUUCUCUUUGGAAGUGUAUUGUUUAUUUACUUAUGGUAUUCUUAGUACUUACCAAUAAUAUAACGCCGAAAGAUCUCUUCGAAAAUGAUCCAUUUGGCGAAAAAUUAUUAACAAUAACUGCCCGACAUUUAAAUCAAACACAAAUUAACAAAUUUUAUGGUCGUAUGGAAAUGGAAAUAGCUAAUAAUGAGAACACUAAACUUUCAACUGCACAUACUUUGAAUUUCGUUGGGAUGCGAAUGAUGAAACCAUCUGUUGUAUUGAAAAAUCAUAGCAGUCGUAAUUUAACCAAUCAAUGGAAUAACCGUAAUUUUCUAAAUCAAAACCAAUUGAUACAUGGAAAAUUACCAUUAUCAUCUCCAUUAUCACCAACAAGACAAUCCUUUCCAAUUCAAAAAAUGAACAAACAGACUGAUCACAAUGUAAUACCAGCAGUUAACAAUUUUAAACCGAAUGAAUCACCUGAGAAUUUAACCCGAGAAGAAUCUGAAAAAUCUUUCGAAAAUCGAAAGAAACGAACUGUUGAUGAUGAUGAUGAAUAUGAAAUACCACCGAAUACUUAUAACAUAUAUGAUGAUUACGUGGAAUUAAAUCAAUAUACAACUCGAUUUGAUGCUCUUUGGAUUGUACUCAUCCAAGCUAUUGCUGUAAUACUUACCUAUCAUACUUCUAAAUUUGCUUGCAAGGUAAUGCUACAACGGACAUGUUUUGCAUUACCGAUGGUGCUUAGUGUUCCGGCAACUGUUGCUUUAUUAUUUACAGUGUGUACGAAACGAUACACCAAUGCUUGUCACUCAACUAAUUUUCUUCCUAAAGAAUUGUUCUGGCGAUGUGAUACAACAAAGAGUUUGUCGGAAUUUUUCCUUUCACCAUUAACACAAAUUUGGCUUGCUAUUUUGAUGGUACAAUUAUGGACAACAAUACAUCUUUGGAGGCCACGUCAGGAAAGACUUGCCAAGACGGCCAAAUUGUUCAUUCUGCCAUACAAUAGCGCUCUCUUCACGGAUCAAUGUUUGGCACUAAAUCGACGAUGUGAUGAUAUGACAAAAAUUCGAACUGAGGAUUUGGAUUUCGAUACAGAAAAAUUGUCAGCACGUGAUGUAAACUUUGGACUGACGUAUACGAAGCCGAUUGCAUCACUUUCAAGUGGUUCCACGGGUAAAGUAGUCGAAACAGCUAUGAUAAAAGAAAUGGCAUCAUCAGCAGAUGCGGUAACAAAAAUUUACGUUUGUGCAACAAUGUGGCAUGAAACAGCGAUCGAGAUGACUUGCAUGUUGAAAAGUAUCUUUCGUCUUGAUGAGGAUCAAUGUGCUAGAAGAAAUGCUCAAAAAUAUCUUAAAAUCAUAGAUCCAGAUUAUUAUGAAUUCGAGGCGCAUAUAUUUUUUGAUGAUGCUUUUGAUAUCAAUGAAUAUGGUGAACCAGUGAUGAAUAAAUUUGUCCAACAACUGAUUGAUAAAAUUGAUGAAGCGGCCAGUGCGUUACAUCAAACUCAAAUGAGAUUAAAACCACCGAAAAAAAUUUCAACUCCGUAUGGUGGACGUUUGAACUUUAUUAUGCCUGGCAGAAAUAGAUUAAUGAUACAUUUGAAAGAUAAGCAAAAAAUUCGAGUUCGAAAGCGUUGGAGUCAGGUGAUGUACCUGUACUAUUUGCUCGGUUAUCAGUUAAUGAUGAAAGUGGACGAUGAAGUAAGGAAAGAGAUAAUCUCGGAGAAUACAUUUAUUCUAACGUUAGAUGGUGAUGUAGAUUUCUCACCACAAUGUGUUCAUCUUCUUGUUGAUUUGAUGAAAAAAGAUCGACGUCUUGGAGCAGCUUGCGGUCGAAUACAUCCACGUGGAUCUGGUUUGAUGAUAUGGUAUCAAAAAUUUGAAUAUGCAGUUGGUCAUUGGUUACAGAAAGCAACGGAACAUAUGAUCGGUUGCGUACUUUGCUCACCCGGUUGCUUCUCGUUGUUCCGUUCAUUGGCACUGAUGGAUGAUAAUGUUACCAGAAGAUAUGCAUCGAAGGCCGAAAAUCCGGUUGAUUUUAUUCAAUAUGAUCAGGGUGAAGAUCGUUGGUUAUGUACUUUACUUCUACAACGAGGUUAUCGGGUUGAAUAUUGUGCAGCAUCAGAUGCUUUAACUUAUGCACCCGAAGGUUUCAAUGAAUUCUUCAAUCAACGCCGUCGUUGGAUACCUUCAACAUUAGCAAAUAUUAUCGAUCUGUUGCAAGAUUACAAAAAUGUUAUCAAUGUGAAUGAAUCAAUUUCCAUUUGGUAUAUAUUAUAUCAAUGCAUCAUGCUAACCUCAUCAAUUCUUGGCCCUGGGACAAUCUUCCUGAUGGUUGUUGGUGCCUUAUCAAUAUCAUUUAACAUUGAUACUUCUUUAUCAUUGUUUAUUGUCACCUUACCGGUUGCAACAUUUUGCUUUAUGUGUUUCAUUAGUGAUACAGAAAAACAGUUAAUAGCAGCGCAAAUUAUCGGUGCGCUAUUUGCUAUGUUAAUGACAGCUGUAAUUGUUGGAACAGUGAUACAAAUGCAAAAAGAUGGAAUUAUGUCACCACAUUCCAUAUUCUUACUUUUUGUUAUUGGAAGUUUCAUCAUCGCUGCUGUGUUACAUCCACUGGAAUUUACCUGUUUAACGCCGGGAAUUCUAUAUUUCUUGGCAAUACCAUGCAUGUAUAUGUUACUUCCAAUCUAUAGCUUAUGCAAUUUGAAUAAUGUUGCAUGGGGAACACGAGAAAAUCCAAAAGUGGAAGAAAAAGAUCCUGUAAGGCAAAAAUUCAGCAAGCACAUUGAUCUAAUUAGUAAUAAUGCUAAUGAG